Messenger RNA from Telopea speciosissima, 2705 nucleotides. RefSeq names its product protein NPG1-like. NCBI's taxonomy places the organism in Eukaryota, Viridiplantae, Streptophyta, Magnoliopsida, Proteales, Proteaceae. The transcript is spliced from 6 exons. The record is from RefSeq and is a predicted model, not a curated record. Gene Ontology annotation, molecular function: protein binding. Bases 252 to 2363 code for a protein of 703 amino acids.
GCUUAACGGCCGUUCUCCUUUCCAUUUUGUUGGAUUCUGUUCACGGCACAACCCCAAACUCCUCGUCUCCCUUGAGAUCCACUCUUCUCUUUUUCUUUCCUCUGCAAUGUCAAACUCUGAGCCGGGCAAAAUGCAGGAUGCAAUUUUAGUGUUGUGGGAAUGCACCCAAGAAGGAGCGAAAAAUUUCAGGAAAGUGCCAAUGAUACUGCCAUUUGAACCUCAUUCAUUUUAGAAAAAAGCUGGGGUAAAAAAUGCUUGAGUCCAAAUCAAGAGAAUCCAAUGGACUUGAGGAUGUCAUGUCAGUUCGAGAAGUCCGUGCAAAUGGGCUUUGCAUGAAAACCUCGGAAGUUGAAGCAAAACUUGAUGAGGGGAACAUUUUGGAGGCUGAGUCUUCAUUGCAGGAGGGUUUAUCACUCAACUUUGAGGAAGCUAGAGCCCUUCUUGGAAGGUUGGAGUACCAAAGAGGCAAUCUGGAAGGCGCUCUUCGUGUUUUUGAUGGAAUUGACCUUCAGGCUGCUAUACAGCGGCUCCAACCUUCCCUUGCUGAAAAACCAUCUUCUUCUAGAAGGGGUCGUUCCCGCAGUGAUUCAGCGCACACACCUUCUCAGCAUGCUGCUAGCCUGGUUCUUGAAGCCAUAUACUUGAAAGCCAAGUCUCUUCAAAAGCUCAGUCGAGCAAAAGAGGCUGCUCAGGAAUGUAGAAGUGUCCUAGAUGCUGUGGAGAGGAUUUUCCAUCAUGGCAUACCUGAUGUACUGGUGGAAAAUAAGUUGCAAGAGACAGUUAAUAAAGCUGUAGAGCUCCUCCCAGAGCUUUGGAUGCAAGCCGGUUGUUAUCAGGAAGCGAUGUGUGCUUACAGAUGUGCUCUUCUUAGUCAGUGGAACCUUGACAAUGAAUGUUGUGCAAGGAUUCAGAAAGCAUUUGCCAUAUUCUUGCUGUACAGUGGUGCAGAGGCAGGGCCACCCAGUUUGGCUGUUCAGAUAGAUGGUUGUUAUGUUCCAAGAAACAAUCUUGAAGAGGCAAUUCUCCUUUUAAUGAUUAUCUUGAGGAAAUGUUACUUGGGUAAGACCAAAUGGGAUCCUUCAGUAAUGGAGCAUUUUACAUUUGCUUUGUCUCUCUGCGGCCAGACAUCUGUAUUGGCAAGGAAUAUUGAAGAACUUUUACCUGGAACAUUUCAUCGUUGUCACCGCUGGAAAGCUUUAGCUCUUUGCUACAGUGCUGUGGGACAAAACAAAGUUGCCUUGAAUUUAUUGAAGAAGUCUCUACACAAGCAUGAAAGACCAGAUGAUCUCCAGGCACUGCUAUUGGCUGCAAGAAUUUGUAGCGAGGACUCUCUUCUUGCUUCUGAGGGAGUGGAGUACGCGCAGAGGGCGAUUGUGCAUGCUCAAGGGGUGGAUGAGCAUUUAAAGGGUGUGGGUCUUCGCAUGUUGGGUCUUUGUUUGGGAAAGCAAGCUAAGAUUGCUUCCUCAGACCUUGAGAGGUAUCAGCUUCAGUCUGAAGCUUUGAAAUCAUUAGAUGGGGCAAUGGCUUUUGAACGUGAAAACCCAGAAUUAAUUUUUGAGUUGGGGCUUCAACAUGCAGAGCACCGGAACUCGAAUAAAGCCUUACGAUGUGCAAAACGGUUUAUAGAUACGACAGGUGGUUCCAUGUUAAAAGGUUGGAGAUUGCUUGCUCUGGUUUUGUCUGCCCAACAACGGUAUCCAGAGGCUGAAGUGGUUACAGAUGCCGCUUUAGAUGAGACUGCAAAGUGGGAGCAAGGACUGUUGCUCAGAUUAAAAGCAAAAUUGAAGAUCUCCCAAUCAUUGUCCAUGGAUGCAGUGGAAACUUUUCGGUUCCUUCUUGCACUGGUCCAAGCCCAAAGAAAGUCUUUUGGGCCUCUCAGGAGUAGUACCUCUCAGGUUGAGGAUGACAAGGUCAAUGAGCAUGAAGUCUGGCAAGGUCUUGCAAAUUUGUACUCCAGCCUGUCACAUUGGAGAGAUGCUGAGAUAUGUUUGGAGAAAGCUAGAGCACUGCAGAAGUAUUCUGCAGCAACACUAUACACAGAAGGCCUUAUGUAUGAAGGACGUGGGCAAAUAAACGAAGCUUUGGCUGCUUGUAAUAAUGCUAUUCUGCUUGAUGAGAGCCAUGUACCUUCGAAGGUGUUAAUUGGUGCUUUGCUACGGAAGAUGAGCCCCAAGGCAUUGCCUGUGGCACGAAGCUUCCUCUCAGAUGCAUUGAGGCUUGAACCCACCAACCGUCUGGCUUGGUAUUAUUUAGGGAUGUUACACAGGGAUGAUGGACGCUUAGCGGAUGCCUCAGACUGCUUCCAAGCAGCAUCCAUGCUCGAAGAAUCGCAUCCCCUUGAAAGCUUCAGUUCAAUACUAUGAGUUGGUAUUCUGUGGAAACUAACAGGUAUAUUUCAGUCAACUUGAAGCGUUGACCAUAUUACUUAUUAGGUAAAUUGUUGGGAUUCGGGUUCCAUUUGUGAUGCUGUAGAGGUUACAGUUUUGCUGCAAUCAAUAUUCUCUUCCCUAUCCAAACCCAGAUUAGGAGAGCACUAUAGGGUAGAUGUAAAAAAUUUAUAGAGAGCUUCAGGCUGAUUGGGGGGUAUUCCAUCUAAUGGCAGUCCCGGCCUUUGUUAGCCAGAUAUUGUAAAAAGCAUAUGGAGGAUAAAUACACUAUAUAUCAUUUUCUUUGUAAAGUAUAAUUUGAUAACUUAAUUUUUAUUU